Molecule: messenger RNA, 945 nt
Organism: Setaria italica (foxtail millet)
Lineage: Eukaryota; Viridiplantae; Streptophyta; Magnoliopsida; Poales; Poaceae
Product: BTB/POZ and MATH domain-containing protein 1
Exons: 2
Coding region: 1-945 (314 amino acids)
Biological process (GO): protein ubiquitination
Molecular function (GO): protein binding
Source: RefSeq, a predicted model, not a curated record
AUGGCGGCCGCCACCACCUCCGCCGUGCUGCUAUCCUCCGCCGCACGCCGGCUCUCCCGAUCGGCCUCCUCCAUCAUCACGCGCGAGGUGACGGGGCACCACAACCUGACCAUCGCUGGGUUCGCGCCGUCCCGGAAGUUCCCGACGGACUGGACGGCGUCGUCGCAAGCGUUCGACGCGGCGGGCCACGGGUGGCGGAUCACCUACCACCCCAACAGCAACAGCUGGUCGGAGUACGUCUCCCUCUACCUCGAGCCCGUCGACGGCGGCGGCCGCCGUGACCUUGAGAAGUCGGGCUGCCUCGAGGACAACAGCUUCACCGUCAGGUGCGACAUCACCGUCAUCAAGAACUGGACCGAGAACGCCGCCGACGGCGCCAGCAACGCCGCUCUGGCCGCGACGCGCGUCGUCUUGCUGCCGUCGGACCUGCACAGGGACCUCAGCAACCUGCUGUGGAAGAAGCAGGGCGCGGACGUCGUGAUCGAUGUCGGCGGUGAGGCCACGUACGACGCGCACGGCUGCCUGCUGGCGGCGCGGUCCCCGGUCUUCGAGGCGGAGCUCUUCGCCGUGGCGAAGGAGAAGGUGCCCGGCGGCACCGUCCGCCGCCGCAUGGAGGUCAAGGGCAUGGAGCCUAGGGUGUUCGAGGCGCUGCUCUGCUUCGUGUACACCGAUGCGCUGCCGGAGGCGGAGGAGGGGGGACCAGGACGAUGCCGUCGCCAUGGUGCGGGCCCUGCUCACGGCGGCGCGGAGGUACAAGCUCGAGAGGCUGGGGCUGGUGUGCGAGCGCAUCGACAUGGGCACGGUGACCGGGACCAUGGUGGCGGCGGAGCAGCACGGCUGCCGUGCCCUCAAGGCCGCAUGCCUGGAGUUCCUCACCCGCCCGGGAAAUCUCAAGGCGGUCAUGGAGACGGAAGAGUUCGAGAAGAUGAGAGCCAGCUGGCCUAG